CCGCGCACUCGUGGAAGGCACGGGUUACCAUCGCAUUCUGUGAGCAAUCCCUCCGGGAGUACGCCAUCCCCGCUCCAAGAUUCCGACCUAACUCCCGGCGAUCUCGCCUCCUUUCGGCACGAUACAAGGAAAUUGGCACACGGCGAGAGAAGAAUCCUCUCGCUUAUCUUCUUCUUCUCUCUCCUAGGGUGUGUGUGAAUGGAUCAAUGGAAGCCCUCUGAAGGUUUCUUCCCGGACCCGGCCCAGGCGGAGCUCCAGGACAACGGCUUCCAUCGCGCCUCCGACGACCUCUGCCAACACCCUGCUCGGUUGCCGGAUCCGAGUCAAAGGGUGGAUCAAGAUGUAAAGGAUUCGAUUGCUGCACGAAAGGUUCAGAAAGCUGACCGUGAAAAACUGAGGAGGGAUCGACUAAAUGAACAAUUCUUGGAGUUGGGAAAUGCGCUAGACCCAGAUCGACCAAAAAAUGACAAGGCAACCAUCCUUGCUGAUACGAUCCAGAUGCUGAAAGACUUGACUGCCCAGGUGAACAGAUUGAAAGCCGAAUAUACUUCACUUUCUGAAGAAUCACAUGAGUUGACUCAAGAGAAGAAUGAGCUCAGAGAAGAGAAAGCAGCUUUAAAGUCGGAAAUUGAUAAUCUGAAUGCUCGGUAUCAGCAAAGGCUUCGCGUUUUGUAUCCAUGGGCUGCAAUGGACACUUCAGUCAUUAUGGGCCCACCCCCUGCAUAUCCAUUCCCGAUGCCAGUUCCAAUUCCAUCCGGUCCAAUCCCCAUUCACCCCUCACUACAGCCUUAUCCUUUCUUCCGGAAUCAGAACCCUGGAACCAUUCCAAAUUCUUGUUCGACCUAUGGACCAUAUGCUCACCCCUGCAAUGUCCAAGUUGAACAGCCUACCACUCAAUGCAUCCCUCCACAUCCACACCCAAGUGGUAACAAGUCUCAUAGUGGAAGCCGACAAGAUUCUAGAAGCAAAUCAUCUGAUCGGCAGCAACGAAGCUGUGGAGAAAGAAGUGAUGAUAUUAGUGAUGUUGCAACAGAGCUAGAACUGAAGACUCCUGGAUCUGCUGUCCCCUCUUCUCAUUCAAAAGAAGCAAAUGAUCAGGAUUUGUCUUCUGAAGUAAGGAAAGGGAAGCAAUGGCCAUCAGAGAGGAAGGGAAGUGGCUGUUCUGAUGGGAGCAGUUCAAGCAGAUGUUCUUCCUGUGGUGUUGUGCCAGACAGCUCUUCCAAUAGUGUUGCAGAUAGCUCAGUAUCUAAAAAUUAAUACUUUCUGGUCUGCAGAUGAUCCUGGUUUGCUGCCUGCAAAUUCUGGUAUGAUGACUAUAGCAUUGGAUGUGGGGCCCUCUUGCUGUGUGCUUUGUGUUUCGCAAGUUGAUUUUUUGAGACAAGUGUAUGACUGCUGGCAAGAUCAACAAGAAAACCAUCAAAUGAACUGCAGCUGAUUUAAAGAGGCUUUUCCAGUUUCACAUUCUGAAAUAUUUGUAGUUACACAUUAACAGCUAAAGUCAUCAUGCGUAAUUCAGACUGUGAAAGCGCGGAUGGCUUACAAAAUCAGUUGCAGUUUGUUAGAUGAUUUCCUGUUUAAUUUUGCUGGCAGUUGUAUUCUUGUCUCCAAGAACUAACUUGGGGGACACUGAAUGCAUGCAGAAAGAUCCGACCAGAGAUUUAGUCAUGAUACUCGAAUGCUCUGGAUGUUUUUAAUGCAACAUAGAUUUUCAAAAAAAUCAGGCAGAAAUAGAAUGAUUCACGAGUAAAGUUACAUUGAUCAGGCUAACUAACAUUACAGCGGUCCCAGGCUGCGGGUUGAACUAGCCAGGAAACUCCAAACAUAUCCAGAACCUUUAAGAAUAGGCAAUUUGUUUGUAAUUUUAUUUUGUAAAUGGCUAAUCGUGUUUAUCACUAUGUUCCCCAGCUGUUUGUUUACAUAUAAUUAUCUACGUAAUACUCAGUUCUGUUUCUGUGCUAAUGCAACAUGCCAGAUGCUGUGGCUCGCUUGUUCGAGUAAAUGUGCCAUUCACUCGU
Messenger RNA from Elaeis guineensis (African oil palm), 2015 nucleotides. RefSeq names its product transcription factor bHLH121. NCBI's taxonomy places the organism in Eukaryota, Viridiplantae, Streptophyta, Magnoliopsida, Arecales, Arecaceae. Gene Ontology annotation, molecular function: protein dimerization activity; DNA-binding transcription factor activity. The record is from RefSeq and is a predicted model, not a curated record. Gene Ontology annotation, biological process: intracellular iron ion homeostasis.